AGAAUAUAUAUUUAUAUGCAGAUCUGGUGACAGCCUGGUUAGAGGUGUUCUUUAUCCAGGAGUCCUUGGUCCUCCAUCUAUUCUUCUAUUGCCGCCUUAGUGGGAUUCUGGCUGAAACAUACGGAAAGUGCGUAAAAGGAGUCGCUUAUGCUGGACGCAAAAAGCUCUGCCCAGCGGGCGCCGUCGCGUUGUGCUGCCUGCGUUCCUCCCCACUGAUGAUGAUAAGGCGCACGGGUGCACUCGUCCAGGACCUCGCUCCUACAUGUGAUAAUACCAACAUCCUCUCCUCCAGCGACACCUUAAUCUCAUCUCUGUGUUGAUUUUAUUUUUUUGCCGGAGUGUGUGCGCGCACAUGUGUGUGUGUCCGUGUGAGUGAGUGUGUGUGUGUGUGUGUGUGUGGAUUCUGUUCAUCUUUAACCUGCCAUCACUGUAGCCCCCCGCGUUGCGUUGGCGCUGCGGAUCUAGUCCACGAGAACAAGAGGCAGCUCACAGCCGCGGAGACAAGCGAAUCAAUUUAGGGGGGACGAGGAGAAAAGGAGAGACAGACAGCGAGGCUGGAGGAAGGAGAAGGAGAGAGAGAAAAAAAAGAGCGGACGAUCGGGGAGGAGAAGGAGGACGAGAGGAGAGGAGAGAAACCAUCGAGCAUCGCGCCGCAAACAUUGAGUGAGACGCACUAGCCUCCACAGAGACAACACAUUCAGGAGCAACCCCACCCCCCACCUCCAGAAUUCGAUUCAUCUGCAAAAGAUUGUCAUGGGAAUUGAAAAAACAAAUCAGGGUUCCCUGAAAUGACAUGUUGAAAGUUGUUUGUCAAAGAUUUGUCAAAGAAGCAUGAGCAAAGUAAAAUAAGAAUCUGUGAAUAAUAGAUAUUCUUUGAUAUAACAUCACACCUUGUUCUGUGACAGUGUAAAGGAGGAAAUAACAGAAUAAGAGGAUCAAAUAUGGACAUUAAGAUAAGCACUUAAAUUCCCUCAUUUAGAGGUGACUUAACAUUAUUGCAGUAGGGGUGGGUCAUGACUCAGUUGCCAUGCGUGUUGUCACGGUGACCAGCCCCUGUGCCCCUUCCCCCCUCCUCUGGUUGGUCCAGCUUCUGUUGUGGUUUCACAACCAUGGACCUCAACUUGCAGAGGCGGCGCCCCCCUGCCCCACCCCGUGCACCUGCUCCAAUCAGGCGAGCCGUGUCAUCUGUACAAGGAAGAGUUUAGAUCAAGUCCCAGAGAGUAUUUCAGAGAACACAAGAUACCUCAAUCUACAAGAAAACACCAUUCAGGUGAUCAAGUCUGACACUUUUAAGCACCUGCGGCAUUUGGAAAUCCUCCAGCUCUCCAAGAACCACAUCCGACAGAUUGAGGUGGGAGCUUUCAAUGGCCUCCCCAACCUCAACACGCUGGAGCUUUUUGACAACCGUCUCACAGUCGUACCGUCACAAGCCUUUGAGUACCUCAGCAAGCUAAGGGAAUUAUGGCUACGAAACAACCCCAUCGAGACGCUGCCGGCAUUCGCCUUUCAUCGUGUUCCCUCUUUGCGCCGUCUCGAUCUCGGGGAACUCAGGAAGCUGGAUUUCAUCUCUGAGGCUGCCUUUGAAGGUUUAGUAAAUUUACGCUUCUUGAAUCUUGGCAUGUGCGGCUUGAAGGACAUCCCUAACCUCACCCCACUAUUACGACUAGAGGAAUUGGAGCUGUCUGGGAACCAGCUGGGUAUAGUUCGGCCUGGAUCCUUCCAAGGCCUAGCAUCACUUCGCAAGCUGUGGCUAAUGCACUCCCGAGUGUCAGUGAUCGAACGCAAUGCUUUUGAUGACCUCAAAAAUCUGGAGGAGCUCAACCUCUCCCACAAUUCCCUGCAUUCCCUGCCCCAUGACCUCUUCACCCCUUUGCACCAGCUGGAAAGGGUACAUCUCAACCACAACCCUUGGGUAUGCAACUGUGAUGUUCUUUGGCUCAGCUGGUGGCUGAAAGAAACAGUUCCCAGCAACACCACAUGUUGUGCUCGCUGCCAUGCGCCUCCAGGUCUAAAGGGCAAAUACAUUGGGGAACUAGACCAGAGCCACUUCACCUGCUAUGCCCCAGUGAUCGUUGAGCCACCCACUGACCUCAAUGUCACAGAGGGCAUGGCUGCUGAGCUGAAAUGUCGUACUGGAACAUCAAUGACCUCUGUGAACUGGUUCACUCCGAAUGGCACUCUGAUGACCCAUGGAUCGUACCGCGUUAGGAUCUCAGUGCUUCAUGACGGAACACUGAACUUCACAAACGUGACCGUGCAAGACACCGGGCAGUACACUUGCAUGGUGACCAACUCCGCUGGAAACACCACUGCAACCGCUGUGCUCAAUGUGUCUGUGUCAGAUCCCAGCAACAGCUACAGUUAUUUCACCACUGUCACUGUGGAAACAGUAGAGACAGUAAGAGGAGAGGAGGAAAACUCGGCGAGACAGUAUAUUAAUGAGACUUUCAUAGAAUUCCCAAAUCCUACUGUUCAAAGAGGGGUGGUGCAUGGGAGACCUGGCAUCACUACAUCUCCCUCACCUUCCUCUCUUUCCUCACUGUCCCCACGAGCUAACAGAGGUACGGAAAACUCAGUGACUGUGUCGAUAAUGGAUGUAACUAACAUUCCAGGCCUGGAUGAUGUAAUGAAAACAACUAAAAUCAUCAUUGGUUGCUUCGUGGCGAUCACUUUUAUGGCAGCUGUAAUGUUAGUGGUCUUCUAUAAACUCCGGAAGCAGCACCAGCUACAUAAGCACCACGGCCCCGCUAGAGCCAUCGAAAUUGUCAACGUAGAAGAUGAGAUUGGAGCCGGGGCAGGAAGUGGAAUCUCAGGUGGUUCAACGAUGAAUUCUGGCAUGGGUGGAGAAGGAACCCUGAGGAGACAUCAUCCAGAAAUAGUCAACCUUCCCAACAUUGGCCGUACAGAUACUCUCAACCAUUACUACAAGACCCAUCAUUUCAACAACAACGUGAUGGGUCUUAGUAUUGGCGGUGAAGGGAUCGGACCAGGAGGGAUCAUGAGUAGCAAGAACCUGCAAGGCCAGGAUAUGCCCAUCUCCUGUACCUCAGUCCCAAUCUCCUCUAAUAUGCUCUCAUCAGGCAAUGGCACCAAUCCCAAUUCUAUGUCCCCACCUCUGCCGAUGUCUCUCCCCAUGCCUACUAUGGGCUUACAUGGAUCAAUCAAGGGUUUCAUGGGCCAAAACCAGAAUCCUCAAAUGGAGCCUCUUCUCUUCAAGGGCAACUCGAAGGAAAAUGUUCAAGAGACUCAGAUCUAAAAAAAACAAGAGCAAGGAGUAUAGAGAGAGAGUGAGCAAGAGUCGAAGACAGAGAGGGGAUUGAUGUCGGGUUUAUGCACGGAAUGAUUAGACACUAAGAGUGCAUUGACGUUACACCAGGAAAGAGGAUAGACUGACACGGCAAUACACAAACACAUAGACUUAUUCGUGACAGUGUACAAGCCAAGGAUUUCCACAAUGGGCCACUUUGUGUUUGUAGUAACGAUCAUGGCCAUGGAGAUCAAGGAAUGGACAUUCUACAAUGUAAAUCUGUGCCAAAGCAAAUGUUUUUUGCAGUUUCUACAAGCUGUGUUCUCGUAGGGGAAAAACUAGCCUUUCUGAGUAAUCAGUCCCGUAUUCGUUGUUGGCCAGCAGAGAUGAAAGACAUGCACAGCACUUACCACACUGAAGACCGGAGAUAUUACAGACAAAAAAAAUUUUGAAGAGACAUUUUUCUUCCACACAAAACGCAAGCCACACUCUCUCUCAAGUGACUCAAUAGACUCCCUCAAGGUGAAAAUUAUGUAGGCAUAAAUAGAUGGACAAAAAGGUACAGUGCAGUACAAACUACUGUGAAAAAUCCACAAAUUAUAUAAAUAUAUUUUCAUUUAAAUAUGUAUCAUUGCAGACUCCGAUGCAGAGAUAUUUUGGGGUGGAUGUAUAAGCUGGUAUAGUUUGUUUCUUUGUGAAUAAUCAGGGGUGG
Molecule: messenger RNA, 3959 nt
Organism: Hippoglossus stenolepis (Pacific halibut)
Lineage: Eukaryota; Metazoa; Chordata; Actinopteri; Pleuronectiformes; Pleuronectidae
Gene: lrrc4bb
Product: leucine rich repeat containing 4Bb
Exons: 3
Coding region: 1028-3256 (742 amino acids)
Cellular component (GO): plasma membrane
Molecular function (GO): protein binding
Source: RefSeq, a predicted model, not a curated record